GAGCAGCAAAGAGAGUCCAAGUUUUGCUACACGGAAAGAGCAUUUGUCAUGCGGUAUAGGCAUCAGGAAGCCCUCACAAAAUCUGUGAUGCUAGGGCAUGCAUCACAGACAUGUGCCGCUCCGUCAGGUGCUGCACUCAAUUUUUACGGUGGCAUCAAUGCAGACGUGCACUCUGUGCACCUGAAAGGCCGGCCUUGGUGGGGCACCGCACUGGACCCGGACCAACUGAGUCUUUGCUACUCGACUUUCAUGGACGUGCACGAUAAGCGGCUGCAAUCGAUGCAGAAGCAGUUGCAAGAGCACGACGAAGGGGGCAUGAGCUUGGUGUAUUUGGAUGGGGCAGGUUUCUUGUCGGAGGGGAAGGAAAUAAAGGUCACCGGGACUGUUGAGCAAAAGAGACUGCGCGACGCCGUCUUUGGGUCCCAGGAAGAUACUUUUGAAAAUCAUCCUGGUUCGCUGCUGAACCUGUUUCGGAAGCAGGGCAUGCGAGCGCUUUCCAUCCUGCGAGGAAUUGAAUCGUCCCAGGAAGGAGUCGUGCCUUUGGCUCCUCGUCACCACGGUCGCGGGAGCACGUUUCGCGAAGCUUUAGUGAGUCGGGCGAUGAAUCGGGCCUGGGAUACUUCAAUUUUGGGCCCCGUGAGUACGAAUGAGACACAGCAGCUCGCUGGCACGGUGAGGAAAUUUUUCGAGGACCAUGAUUUGAGCAGCGUUCUCGACGGAUCAAAUGAACAAGAAGAUCGCUUCCGCCAGCGUCUGUUGACUGCAUUGAAUUAUCAGGCGGCUCGGCGCGAGCGCGUCGCGGCCCUAGCAACGACCCGUUCUUCCUUUCGGAAGACCGGAACACAUUGGCCCGGCAGCGCCUCAGCAGUUGAGAAAGGUGAGCUGCCUUCUCGGAGAACCUGGUACGAUAAUGGUCGACUCUGGGAGAUUGAGGAGUUGUUGCCGCACGACAAUGCCCAGCGAAAAAAUGAGAACUCUGCUGAGAUUGCUGAAAUUCACUCGGCAUGGAGGGCGGACAAUCAGCGUGCCGCCGAUGGCGCACUCCAUCCUAGCAGUAGGGAACUCAUCCACGCCUGGUGCAGUAGUAUCGCGAAUCAGCUUGCGCAGUCUCGGCUACGCACCGUAGCGUGGAACUGGGAGAGCAUUGCGCUCUGGUACUACUAUCACCUCGUGGGUGGAUUCAAGAUGCUUGAUGGAGAGCACGGCUGAACUUCAAGUGCUUCUCGACGAUCUCCACGAUACCGAGAAACAAGCAAUUGCUGGUCAGGUGCCUAUCUAUCAUACGACUACGAGUAAGGAGCUGGAUGCUUCGCGUAAACAGGUGCACUUUUAUGCUCGUAUUUGCUGUGUCAAGUUCACAACUUGCUCAUAUUGAGCUCGCAGCUGCUUCGGUAUUUCAUCAACAACAGCGUGGCGAAUGAUUGUACCUAGUACGUAGUUUUUUUAGUAAGUAUGUUGUAAUGCAAAAACUUAUAUUUAUCAUUAUCUUCCAGUUCCACUCGAUAUUAAAAGAGCCUUGCCCCCUUGGCAUAGAGUCUCUGUCGGAAGAAAGAAACUCCUAGAGAACACACGAGCACUGCCCUGCUUCCAAGAAAACGGGAAAGGAAGCUGUGGGUUGUAGUAUUUACACAGCUGAAAAGCACGACCCUAGACGUUGCAGUUAUUGUAGUGCAAAAAUUUAUAUUUUCAUAUAUCUUCCAUUCGACAUUAAACCCUUGGCGUAGGGUUCACAAAUUCUGCGUCGAAAGAAAGAAACUCGUACAGAACGCACAACCACUGCCCUGCUUCCAAGAAAACGGGAAAAGAGCCUGUGGGUUGUAGUUACACAGCUGACUAGUACGACCCUAGACGUUUGAACUAACAAAUAAAAAUAGCGGACACUGUACCUGUUAACGGCAACCUCAUAGACGAUAUCUUUGAUGUUGACACCCGUCACUGAGAAACCGUGCUAGAAGAACGCUCCCUACAAGAGGAGCACUGGAAUAGCAGGCGGCUGUAGGUACGUCUACAAAGAAAUACCAAUGGGAUCUUGAUGCUUACACCUUGAGUGUUUUGUUGUUCGAAGCAACAACGGUGAGCAAAACCUAAACCUUGAAUCGCGAAUAAAACCGAGUUGUCAAAUUAAACUGACAUCUCCAGCGUCGCUGUUCUCGCUCGAUUUCCGCCGCAAAGAUGAAGACUUGUGAUCACGCUG
Molecule: messenger RNA, 2194 nt
Organism: Amoebophrya sp. A120
Lineage: Eukaryota; Dinophyceae; Syndiniales; Amoebophryaceae
Source: the annotation of a GenBank genome assembly